Acinonyx jubatus (cheetah) is the source of this 2704-nucleotide messenger RNA. RefSeq names its product transmembrane protein 44 (gene TMEM44). The transcript is spliced from 10 exons. NCBI's taxonomy places the organism in Eukaryota, Metazoa, Chordata, Mammalia, Carnivora, Felidae. The record is from RefSeq and is a predicted model, not a curated record. The coding region runs from base 24 to 1613 and encodes 529 amino acids.
GGCUCAGAAAAUGGGGCGCACUAAUGGGCGGACAAAGCGCCUUACCGUGGCCGGGCAGGUCACGGUCUUCGGCCCUGGCCGCCGGGAGACCGCAAGGGGUCUGCGAGCGGCGCCGCCACCGCUGUCGGGGAGCGGGGGUUGGGGCCGCAGCCUUUGUGCCGAGGCCGCUCCCAGCUCCCGCCGCUGGGGGGCGGCCUCCGGCCCGCCGACCCCCGACAAUAGCGCGCCGGGUGGGGAGCCGCGCGGUCCCGGAAACUUUUCCCUCGCGCCUCCGCCGCCGCCGCCAGCGCCCGUCUCCCGGCCGCGGUCGUGCGCUGGGCCGGGGCCGCCGCCGCCGCCGCGGGGGCACCGGGCCGGGGGAAGGGGGCGCGCGGAGGCUGCGCCCCGGCGGGGCCACGCGGGAGGCUGGGGCCCGGGCCGGGCGGAGCCAGCGAGCCAUGGGGGAGGCGGCCAGCCCCGCGCCCGCGCUCUGGGACUGGGACUACCUGGACCGCUGCUUCGCCCGCCACCGCGUCUGCAUCUCCUUCGGCCUGUGGAUCUGCGCCUCCUCCUGCUGGAUCGCCGCCCACGCGCUGCUUCUCUAUCUGAGGUGUACAAAGAAAUCCGGACGGGACCAGUCAGCGCUGUGCGUGGCAUGCUGCCUCCUGACCAGCCUGUGUGACACCAUCGGAGCGAUUCUGGCCAGACAGCUCACGAUCCAGGUUUUCACGGGUGCCUACCUAGCAGCUGUUGACUUGGUGAACUUUGUGUUCAUCCUCUUCCCGGUCUGCGGCUCCAAGUUGAAGUCUAAUUUGGGUCGGGGCUCCCGGGAGAGGAAGAGGAGGCAGCGGCUCAGGGCCAGUGUCUUUGCUCUGGCCCUGCCGCUGAGCCUGGGGCCAGGCUGGGCUCUCUGGGCCACCGUCCGGAAGGCGUCAGGCCCUGUCCGAGGGCCCCAGCGGAGACUACUGGAGAGCCUGCUGCAGGACAACACUGAAAUCUUCGGCUACCUGCUGGGUGCCAUCGCUGCCUUCGGCUCCUGGGCUUCCCGAAUCCCCCCGCUCUCCAGAAUCUGCCAGGGUAAGGCAUUUCCCUCCAUCCACCUGUGGACCCGGCUCCUGUCGGCCCUGGCGGGCCUCCUCUAUGCCUCAGCCAUUGUGGCCCAUGACCGGCGGCCUGAGUACCUGCUUCGGGCCACACCCUGGUUCCUGACCUCCCUCGGCCGUGCUGCACUGGACCUCUCUAUCAUUUUCCUUUCCUGGGUGAUGAAGAGCAAGAUGAGACGGGCCUUGGGGUUUGCCCCUGAAGCCAGAGAGAGCCCCGACACCCAGGCCCUUUUGACCUGCACAGACAAAGAGGAAGAAAGCCAGGAGGCAAGGUCUCGCCGGUUGGAAAACCGCUGGGCCCACCGGGAAUUCAGACUGGGUGCCUCUCACCACAUUACCACCCUGCAAAUCACUGAGGACAAUGGCAGCCAUCAGUCGCUACAUGGAGCUGACCAUCGAGCCCGUGCAGCAGGCAGGCUGCAGCACCACCCGGCUGCCUGGCGAUGGACAGAUGAACCCUGGAGACGUGAACCUGCAGGAGCCGCCCUCUUACCCUCCCGUUCAGGUCAUCCGGGCCCACGUGUCUUCUAGCAGCUCCUGUGAAGUCUCCUCCAUCAACUCCGACCUUGAGUGGGACCCUGAAGAUGUAAAUCUUGAAGGGAACAAAGACAACGUGGAGAUGCUCAGAUCCCAGGUGCACAGGUGCUCCACGGGGCCAGUGGUCUUGACAUCUGAUGAGUAACACCUGGAGCAAGCCCAUCAGCUCAGAGCCCUUAGUCAAGCCUGUGUCAGGAACUGAGCAGGGAGCAACCUGCAGUGACACCCAUGGCGGGAAUUUAAGCUUCCGCAGAGGCCGCCUGUGAAAGCGAAGAACCAGGAGCUGUCACUGAGCUUGGUUGGUCUGCAUCACAGCUCAGAAUGGAGCUAAGACCUUGGGUCCUGUGGACAGACCCGGGCAUGUGGUUUGUUUUGAAGAUCAGAAGUUCAUAGACCACUCUUGCUUCGAAGUAGAAACCUUCAUCUAAAGGGCAUUGGACCUGCUCUUCCCUUUCCCUUCAGAUUCAGCUAUACUCUCAAUAUCUGCUAGGGGACAGGAACAUCUAACAAAUAGCUAAUGUGUUUGGAUCUCAGUACAGCCUCAUUCUGCAAGACCUGGCUAAGCCCAGGAAACGAGAGGGGUGGGAACAUGUGCUGGAGAUCUAUGACAUGAUCCCUGGUAUUAAUGGGACCUGGCUCCUGCCCUUCCAGUCACCCACUUGGGUUUUCUUCUGGAAGCUAGAGGUAGGACUGCUUGGUCAACCAGGAGUUUAUAAGAUCGGUGGUGAUGUAAGGGCAAGCAAAACAAAUUGCCUUAGAUACCAGCACUUGCUCCAACUUGGCAAGGUGUGUGCUGGGCAGGGUUUGCAGGUGAGGGGGACUGUCUGCUUCAGGAGCUAACAUGAAAGCAUGUGGAGGGUGGGAGGCAUGGUGGGAGGUGUCAAAUUCAAGCACAACAAUCCCGUUUUAGGAUUAUUUUGAUACUGUGAUCAUGGGAGGGGGAAAAGAGGGAGGGAAUGGGGCCAAGGUGGGAGGAACACUGGAGUGAAUAAAUCCUGAUUGAGUGAGUUGAGGCAUCUCACUGUGUAGUACAGAGAUGUCUGAAUCCCAGCACAGCCACAAAAACCAGCCACAAGGGGAACUGG